Messenger RNA from Solanum verrucosum, 1244 nucleotides. RefSeq names its product rust resistance kinase Lr10-like. Lineage: Eukaryota; Viridiplantae; Streptophyta; Magnoliopsida; Solanales; Solanaceae. The coding region runs from base 96 to 1184 and encodes 362 amino acids. The record is from RefSeq and is a predicted model, not a curated record. Gene Ontology annotation, biological process: protein phosphorylation. Gene Ontology annotation, molecular function: ATP binding; protein kinase activity. The transcript has 2 exons.
GUGUUUUUGCAGCAAUCAUCCCAUGGAUACUUCCCAUAGCUGGGUUUAGCAUUGUGACAAGAGUCAUUCUAUUUCCAUGCAUAGUUGUAUUUCUAAUGAUUGAGUUACGAAGAAGGCAUUUGUCGAUUUAUGAUGCAAUUGAAAGUUUCCUGCACGGUGAGAACAAUUUCGCGCCCAUUAGAUAUUCCAACUCCAACAUAAGAAAGAUGACUAGGAACUUUAAAGAGAAACUAGGCCAAGGAGGUUAUGGUUCAGUAUAUAAAGGCAAGCUUCAAAGUGGUCCUAAUGUAGCAGUGAAGAUCUUGAGCAAGCCCAAAGCUGAUGGGCAAGACUUCAUCAACGAGAUUGCCACAAUCGGGAGGAUUCAUCAUGUUAACAUAGUACAACUUAUUGGCUAUUGUGCGGAGAGAUGUAAGCGUGCUCUCGUGUAUGACUUCAUGCCUAACGGAUCACUUGAAAAGUACAUCACACCGCGAGAAAGAGGAGGUGAUCAACUGUUAAGUUGGGACAGAAAGUUUGAAAUUGCUCUUGGAGUUGCUCGAGGUAUUGAAUACUUGCAUCGAGGUUGUGACUUUCAGAUUCUACAUUUUGACAUCAAGCCACACAACAUACUUUUGGAUGAGAAUUUCAUUCCAAAACUGUCUGAUUUUGGUCUUGCAAAAUCAUACCCGACGGAUAAGAGCAUUGUUACCUUAACAGCAGCCAGGGGAACAAUUGGUUAUGUAGCUCCAGAGUUGAUCAACAGAAGCAUUGGUCCAAUAUCUUAUAAGGCAGAUGUCUAUAGCUUUGGAAUGUUACUCAUUGAUAUCUUAGGCUUGAAAACAAACUCGGCAGUCAGAGAGGAUAUGUCAAGCCAGUACUUCCCACAUUGGAUUUAUGAUCAACUCAACAAGGGAAAGGAGAUUGAAGUACUAGACGAGACACAUGAAGACAUAAAGAAGCUGACUUUAGUUGCUUUGUGGUGCAUACAAAUGAAUCCACUUGAUCGUCCCUCAAUGACUAAAGUAGUAGAAAUGCUUGAAGGCGAAUUACAAGCACUGCAAACGCCUCCCAGGCCCUCUGAAUCGCGGGAACCAUGUUCAUUGGAAUUCAAUCUAAUUAGUUCUUCAAUAAGCUCAACUGAGUCUGUGAAGUUGCUUGAGAGUUGUUCUGAUUCUGCAAAAAUAGACGUAAUUGUUGCUUGACAUCAUAUAUUAUGUACGUAAUUCGUGUUGUUCUGAAUAAAAUAUCAAGUUCAUGCUAAA